Messenger RNA from Hibiscus syriacus, 1181 nucleotides. Its product is annotated as glucan endo-1,3-beta-glucosidase-like. Gene Ontology annotation, biological process: carbohydrate metabolic process. Lineage: Eukaryota; Viridiplantae; Streptophyta; Magnoliopsida; Malvales; Malvaceae. The transcript has a single exon. Bases 1 to 1161 code for a protein of 386 amino acids. Gene Ontology annotation, cellular component: plasma membrane. Gene Ontology annotation, molecular function: hydrolase activity, hydrolyzing O-glycosyl compounds. The record is from RefSeq and is a predicted model, not a curated record.
AUGUCCAAGGAACUCAUCUCCAUGUGUUCCUCGAGAUCCGUGGCCGUACGUUUGCUAUUUCUGGCAUUGACACUCGUCGGAGUCGGAGUUGAAGGGACAAUCGGGGUCAACUAUGGCACUCUCGCAAACAACCUUCCCCCACCACCUAGAGUAGCAAAGUUCCUUAAGGAGUCCACGGUUAUAAACCACGUUAGGCUCUUCGACGCGAAUCCUGAAUUUCUACGAGCCUUUGCCCACACCGGCAUCGCGGUCACGGUAACCGUUCCAAAUGACCAAAUCCCUGGCCUUACCAGGCCAAAUAUUGCUCAACAAUGGGUGGAAGACUAUAUCCGACCUCACAUACCAGCUACCAAUAUAGUCCGAGUUUUAGUAGGCAACGAAGUUAUAUCAACAGCAGACAGGUUGUUAAUUGUCAGUCUUGUUCCAGCCAUGCAAACCCUCCAAACAGCCCUUGUUGCAGCUUUAGACGGUCGAAUCCAGGUCUCAACGCCUCACUCUUUAGGCAUUCUCUCGAAUUCAACCCCACCAUCCACCGGAAAAUUUCGACAAGGCUACGACACGCAUGUUCUCAAGCCAUUGCUUAGCUUCCUUAGAGACACCAAUUCACCCUUCAUGGUGAACCCCUAUCCAUUUUUUGACUGCUCACCGGAUACCCUUGAUUACGCCCUGUUCCUGCCCAAUGCCGGAGUGUUCGAUGAAAACACAGAGUUGUUUUACACAAAUAUGUUGGAUGCUCAACUAGAUGCGGUCUAUUCGGCCAUGAAACUCCUCGGAUUUGAUGAUCUUGAGAUUGUCAUUGCUGAAACUGGUUGGCCAUCAAUGGGGGAUCCAGUCCAAGUCGGUGUUGAUGCAGAGACUGCAGCUGAAUACAAUGGCAAUCUUAUACGGCAUGUUACAUCCGGUGUAGGCACACCCCUUAUGCCGAACCGAACUUUCGAGACCUACAUAUUUGCGCUUUUCGAUGAAGAUCUUAAGCCAGGGCCAACAUGUGAGAGGUAUUUCGGGCUCUUCCGACCAGAUUUAACACCGGCUUAUGAUAUCGGGAUCCUAAGGCCAAUGGUAGCUGCUGCUGCUGCAAAUAUUCAGCAUGCUACAUGUCUGUUAGUAAUUACAGUCAGCCUUCUAAUAAUUAAUAAUCAUGGUGAAAAUUUGUUCCUUUGAAUUGCUAGAUUACAAUGGUC